This is a messenger RNA of Rotaria sp. Silwood1, 6786 nucleotides long. The record is from the annotation of a GenBank genome assembly. NCBI's taxonomy places the organism in Eukaryota, Metazoa, Rotifera, Eurotatoria, Philodinida, Philodinidae.
AUGCAACGUUUAGCUGAUUAUUUUCUUGUGGUCGGUUAUGAUCAUGAUGAAGAACGAGGUGGUCGUUCAUGUGGUAAAAUUAUACAACGUUUUCCAGAUAAAGAUUGGCCUGAUUGUCCAUUUAAUCCACGUAUUAUACAUUUUUGUCAACCACAAGGAUGGAUAUUAACAGCAAAACGUGAAUUACCAACAUUUUUUAUAUCAAUAUUAACUGAUUUAGAUGGUUUAAGACAUUAUUGUGCUUGUUUAACAUUUCAUCAAACACUUUUACCAACAACAACAAAUAUAUUAUUAAAUAAAACUAAUGAUUAUAGUGAUGAAGCUGAUGAUACAGCUUUUUUAUUACCUCGUACACAAAUGUAUGCACCGAAAUGUUUAGUACUUACAUCAAAAUUAGAUUGUUUCGAAGCAUUUAGAAAUUGUCUUGGUAUUGUUUAUACAAUGUAUGUCGAACCUUCGUCAGAUAUUCGGAUUGAAACACUCGUUGGUAAUAUUCUUGCAAAUGUUAAUGUACCACCACCUGGUGGACAUGCACUUCGUUUUUCAAUUGGUGCUGAUGAUCGACAAGUGAUACAACCACCAGCUAGUCCAACAGUACCUUGUACUGGUCUAUCUGUAUAUAAUCUUUUUAAAGAAUUAGGAAUCGAUCAUGUUGUUACAAUAUUUUGUGCUGCAUUGUCAGAUAUAAAAAUUUUAUUCUUUUCAAGAAGCUAUUGGAAAUUAACUGAAGCUUGUAAAGCAGUGGAAUCUCUUUUAUAUCCACUUAAAUAUUGUUAUACAUUUAUUCCUGUGCUUCCAUUUGAUCUAAUUGAAAUACUUGAUGCACCAACUCCAUUUAUAAUUGGUGUUCAUUCAGAUCAAAAAUUACAAGCAUUAGCUAAUUUCGAUGGUUUAUGGAUUGAUUUAGAUGGUGCAAGUGUUCAUUUAACAGAAAAUCUUAAACUUGCUCCAAUGCCUGAAAAACCAUAUUAUCGUAUAUUAUCUUCAUUAUUUCAAAUUCUUAAACCUGAUAUACAUGCAGCUGAUUUAGCAUUUCCAUUAAAUGGACGAAUGAAUUUAAAAUUAGAUAGUGGAAAUUCAAUGGUAUCUGAUUAUCCAAAAUAUAAAGAAGAAUCAAAUAAAGAUAAACAAAUUCGUGCUAUUUUUAUUCGUUUUUUUUCUGAAUUAUUUGCUGGUUAUCGUUCAUGUUUAUUAAUUAUUCGUAUUAAUCCUAAACCAGUUAUUUCAUUUCAUAAAGCAAGUUUUCUUGGUCAUCAUCGAUUAGUUAAAGAUGAAUUUAUGUUACGUGUACUUGAUUCAAUGUCAUUUCAUAAAUUUAUUGAAGAACGUGGUCCACCAUUUCGAUCAUGUGAUAUAUUUGAUGAAGUUUAUGCAAUGAUUUAUGAUCAAUUAAAACGUGAAAAAGAUUCAAUAACAAAUAAUAAUUCAACAACUAUUAUAGAACAUAUUAAAGAAUUAGCAAAUCAACUUUUAUUAAAUGAAAAUCCAUCACCACAACAAACAUAUACACAAAAAGUACCACAACCAUCACAAACUAGUUGUAUGCGUGAUAAUUUAUCAGAAUUUCCACAUUUGGAUAAAGAAUUAGUUAAUGCAGCAAUUAAAGAAGGAAUUAAAAAACAACAAAAUAGCAGACCUUAUUCAGCUCGAGUUAGUCAACCAUGUAUGGUAAAAUUAGGUACACCAAUACAUGUACUUAAUGGACGAAGUGAUAUAUCACAAUCAGCACGUCGUUUAGAAGUAUUAAAACAAUGUGUUGGAUAUAUAUUUAGUGAUAAAAUUGCUGAAGCAAAAAAAACAAGUGGUGCUGUAUUUUAUUCAAUUAAAAGUCAUGAAGAUGCUCGAAUUGCAUUAUGUAAUGAAUUAGCUUCAUAUAAAAAACAAAAUAAACCAAGAUUAAAUAAUCAACAAUUUGAAAUGAUUGCAAAUUUACUUAAUUGUGCACUUGAAGCAAGUUCAUCUAUUGAUGAACAUGGUAUUGCUUAUAUGAUGCUUACGUUAGCAACAACAUUUCAUCGAAAAUUAAGUGAAGAAGCAACACAAUUUAUUUAUACUGAAAUACAACGUCAUGCUGUUUGGACAAAUAUGCAAUUUUGGGAAAUGUCAUUUUAUUCUGAUGUUCAACUUCAAAUACGAAAUUUAUAUUUAUCACAUGAAGAUUCAAAUCAAAUAAAUGUUGAAGUUUCAACAGUAACUGAUUCAUUAUCAACAUCAUCAACAGAUACAGUUACACAUCAAGUAUCAACAACAACAACAACAAUAAAUGAAUCAUUAUCUAAUGAAAAUUCAUUUCAUCAUAAUGGACCAAUAAUACAUGAAAAAACAGCUAUAGAAAUAGCUGCUGAACAAAUGCGUCUUAAUGCUCAAAAACCAUCUGAAGAACAACAUUCAAUUGAAGAUCUUGAAGAACAAACACUAUAUGCAUUAGCAAUACAUUAUAUACAAUUAAUGGUUUAUAUGAAACUUCCAUUAGAUAUAUCAUCAUCAACAAAUAUUCGUCAUUCAAUAUAUAAUCAUGGUUCACAAAUAACAAGUGGUGAUGCAGAUAGUGUAACAAGUGAUUUUUAUCAUAGUGCUAAUGAUCCAUUUAAUGUACGAGAUGCUGAUGAAACAUCAACUGUUGGUUCACAUGAUAGUGGAAAUGGAUUUGAUUUAAAUAAUGAUGAUCAAGUAACUGAUCUUGUACUUAGUUUUGUUAGAAAAUUUGUUGAUAAAAUUUGUGAUGAAAGUGGAGUUAAUACAACACAUAAAAAUAGUCUUCAUACAAAACUUUAUCAAACUGUUCAAAUUCAAAUUGAAGUUCUUGAAAAAGUUUAUCGUGAAACACGACGAGUUGCACCAAUGCCUAAACCAUUAUUACCACGUUUUGUUACUAUACCAGAAUUAUUUGAACAUGAAGAAUCUAUUGCUCUUCGUUCAUAUUUAUUACCUGAUGGAAGAGAUGAAUUUUUUAUUGGACAAAAUUCUUUAUUACCAGCUGAAGGUGCUUUAAUUAUGACUAAUUAUCGAUUGAUUUUUAAAGGUCGUCCUGUUAAUCCAGCAAUUGCGAAUGAUUAUGUAAUUGUUCGUUCAUUUCCAAUUUCAUCAUUAAUUCGUGAAAAGAAACUUUCUGGUCAAUUUCGUGUUGAUAAUUCAAAUAUUUGUCUUCAUAAUGGUAUUCAAUUACGAUCAGCAACAUUUCAAUUAAUCAAAGUCUUUUUUGAUGAUGAAGUUCUUGUUGAUGAUAUCGAAAAAUUUCGUACAAAACUUGUUGAAAAACGUUAUCCGGAAUCUGUUUUUCAAACAUUUUGUUUUUCAAUUUAUAGUGAUUAUAAUCCUGUUAUAAGUAAACAAAAAGAUGGAACACUCAAAAAAUAUGGUCGUUAUGCUCGUAAUGUUUUACGUAAAAAAGGACUUAUACCACCAAAAGAUUUAACAACACAUCAAAAUGUAGCAUUAAAAUCGAAUGGUACAGGUAGUAAUACAGGUGGUCUUAAAACUUUAAAUGGUUCAAUACGACAUCAACAAAAUAUAUUAAUUCGUACACCUGAACCUGUUCGACGUAGUUUAACAUUAAUAAAUACACGUUCACCUAAAUCUAUAUCAACACAUAAUAAUGAACGAUCAUUAACUGGAGUUUCAACAAUAACAACACCAUCAACAAUACAUGAAUGUGAUGAAGGCAUAAGUGGAAAUAAUAGUGAUGAUGAAGAUGAAGAUAGAUCAUCAAAUACAAUUGAUGAAUCAAAUAAUUAUGCAACAAUAUCAAAUGAAACAAAAAGUCUUGAACGUUUUACAGAUAGUUUUGUUUAUAAAGAUUUUGUUCGACAAGGUCUUAUUGCAACAACAUUUCCAUCAUCACGUUCAACAAUACGUACAACAACUGUUACAUCACUUACAUCAACAAUUUCAUUAAAUGUUUCAUCAAAUAUAAAUGAAAAUAAUUCAAAUAGUAAUGGACAACAAUUAAUUAAUUCAACAAAUGGAAAUAAUAAUAAUAAUAAUGGAAUAAAUACAAUAAUAGGAACAGGAAUAAAUACAACAUCAACAAAUAAUAAUACAUUAAUGAUGACAAGUGAUGAUGCUUUUCGUAUUUCACAUAUUAAUCGAAAUUUUGGUUUUUGUAGAAGCUAUCCAUUGGUACUUGUAUUACCUAAAGAUAUUCUUGAUGAAAGUUUAAAAAAAGUAGCACGAUGUCAUAAACUUCAACGUGUUCCUGUUAUUGUCUGGCGUAAUCCACGUACAAAAUCUCUUUUAUUACGUGGUUCUUCAUUUUGUAAUAAAGGUUUUAUUAAUUUACUUGUUAAAGGUCCACAAACAAAUACAAGUUCAUCAAGUGAUACAAAUGCAAGUAUAGAACAAGAACGUUAUUUUGAUGCUAUUGUUAAAUUAACACCAACAAAAAUGCCAUUUUCAUCUGAUCUUGGUGAUGGUGAUGAACCUGAAUCAACUGAUAUAACACCAUUAUCUGUUCGAAAAACAACACAUCAUUCAGCAACAAAUCGUUUACAAAAUUUUUUACCAACACGUGUUUUACAUGAUCGUCCACGAACAAAAAAAAUGAUAAAAAAUCAAAAUGAAAAUAUAUCAAAUAAUCGAUUAAUAAAUAAAAAUCGUAUAUCCGCUCUUCUCAAAAGUUCGAGUAGUACAACAUUAACGGAUCAUAUGCGAUUGGCUUUCGCAAGUAUUAAUGUUCAUUCAAAUGCUGAUACAUUACCGAGAAGUGAAACAGCAAGUUAUACAUCAAUGAAUUCACCAACACCAUCAUCAAUAACAACAAGUGGUGGUGGUGGUGGUAGUGGAUCAACAAAUUUUGAUAUUGAUUUUAAUGAAUCUAUUUUACAAGUUCAUAAACGUUCACCACUUUAUAUUAUUGGUGAUCGUGCUCAACAUCGCACUGGUCGUCUUGAACAAUUUCAAAAUUAUUGUUUUCUUCCACUUGAAUUUCAUGAUAUUAGUCAAAUAAAAACAAGUUUUAAAAAAAUGACACGUGCUUGUGUUCCAAGUAUGUCAGCACAAAUAUCAAAUAAUCAUGCACAUAGUAAUGUAAAUGAUAUAUCAUCAGUUACAUUACCACAUUCAGUAUCAUUUUAUAAACUUAUUGAAGAAUCACGAUGGCUUUAUCAAUUACAAAAAAUUUUAAUGGUUUGUGUAUAUAUUGUUCAAUUUAUUGAAGAUCAUGCAUCAUCAGUAAUGAUAUGUGUUGAAGAUGGUUGGGAUACAGCUGCACAACUUGUUUCAAUAAGUGAAUUAUUACUUGAUUCAUAUUAUCGAACAUUUGAAGGUUUUCAAACAUUAAUUGAACGUGAAUGGUUUGCAUUUGGACAUCGUUUUUCACAUCGAUCAAAUCAAACAGCAACAAAUAAAACUGGUUUUGCACCUGUUUUUCUUCAAUUUCUUGAUCUUGUUCAUCAAAUUUGGAAUCAAUAUCCAAGUGAAUUUGAAUUUAAUCAAUAUUAUCUUCGUUUUCUUGCUUAUCAUCAUUUAUCAAAUCGUUUUAAAAAUUUUAUGCUUGAUUGUGAUUGUGAACGUAAAAAAGAUCGUAAUUGGUAUGUUGAUACAACUCGUGAUUCAUUAACAGAUGAUAUUACUGGUUUAUAUCGUUGUAAUACAAUAAAUAUUUGGGAUUAUAUAACAAAGGUUAAUCGAGAAUCAGCUAGAUUUUAUAAUUUUCUUUAUUCACCAUCAAAUGAUAGUUGUGUUCUUCGUCCAUCAUAUAAAAUGUUUUCACUUGAUAUAUGGGAUUUUUACUUAAGUGAAACAUUAGAAACAGGUUGUCCAUAUGAUCUUGAUAUAGCUUUAGCUGAACAUGAAGAACAUUUAAAUGAUAUAGAAUUAAAACAACGUACUAAAUGUAUAUCAACUAUAUAUGAUGAUAUUAGUAUUUGUUUACCGGAUUUUUUUAAUAAUAUUGUUUCUGAAAUGUCUAAUACAUUACAAUAUACAAAUACUGAAUCAUGGAAGGUUUAUUGGGAUAAAAUUGAAAAACCUGAACGAGAAAAAGUACAGCGUUUAUCAAUGCAAGAUGAAGCAUAUAAACGAAUGAAUUCAAAUCAAAAUUAUCUUCAACCACAACGAUCAUUAUCAUCAUCUAUAUCAUCAUCACGUACAUCAUCAAUGUAUGGUACUCAUGCAUAUGAAUUUAAACAAUUUACAACAGCACAAAUUUGUGAUGCUUGUGAUGAAUUAAUUGAUUCAAAAAAAUCACCGAAUGAAGGAAUACGAGCACUUCAAUGUCGUGAUUGUUUAAAUGUUUGUCAUGAAAAAUGUCGAUCAAUAGCAUCAUGUAAACCAUGUCGACGAAUUGGUGUUAGUGGAUCAUCAGAUUCUCAAAUUGUUGUUAAUUCAACUCGAUUUGAAACAGGCAGUGUUACAGAUAUUACUGAUGUUUUAUUGGAGAAAGCGGGUGUUUAUGAUCAUCAUGGAUUAUCACAUCCAUUUUCAUCAUCAAGUGUAACUGGAAAUAAUUCAGGUCCACAUCAUCGAACACAUGAAGGUUAUUUAAGAAAACGAGGUCAUUUAUUAAAACAAUGGAAAGAACGAUGGUUUGUACUUGAUUCUGUACGACAUGAGCUUCGAUAUUAUGAUAGUAGUGAUGAUCAAACAGCAAAAGGUGUUAUUCUUUUAGCUGAUGCUGUAGAAAUUCUUCCUUAUACUGGACCAUUUCCAAAUGCAUUAAGACGAUUUGAUAGUCGAGCUGCUUUUGAAUUACAUACAAAUCGUCGUAUUUAUAAUUUUAUAGCUGCAACACCUCAAGAUGCUCAAACAUGGACCGAAAAAAUCAAAUCAUGUCUUCUAGAUUCUUAG